ACUGUUUUUUAAUAACCGGAUGUAACCUCAUUGUGACGGCGGUUGAUGCGUCUCGAAGAUCAACAAACAGGUGCUAGCACGUUCCAUGAUCAAGAACAAGAUCUUUUUCACCUUGUACAUAAACGUUCAAAAUGUCCAACUUUAAGAAAACAACCCUGGCAGGAGGUGGGCGCAAGAAGACAGGCCCAAAACCUGAGCUGACAGAGGAGCAAAAACAGGAAAUCCGAGAGGCCUUUGAUCUUUUUGAUGCUGAUGGGUCUGGAACGAUUGACGCAAAAGAACUCAAGGUCGCAAUGAGAGCUUUGGGAUUUGAGCCAAAGAAGGAAGAAAUCAAGAAAUUGAUAUCAGAAAUAGACAAAGAAUCUACAGGAACAAUUGACUUCAAUGACUUUUUGACGUUGAUGACCCACAAAAUGAGUGAAAAAGACUCCAGAGAAGAAAUCCUUAAAGCAUUUCGACUCUUCGAUGACGACGAAACGGGGAAAAUCUCAUUCCGCAACUUGAAGCGAGUGGCAAAAGAAUUGGGCGAGAAUAUGACUGAUGAAGAAUUACAGGAGAUGAUCGACGAAGCAGACAGAGAUGGGGAUGGUGAGAUCAACCAGGAAGAGUUUCUAAGGAUCAUGAAAAAGACAAGUUUAUACUGAAGUCUGCUCUUCCAUAUCCAGGUCUUAAAACAUUCUGUGACAUUUCAUAUUGCAUGUAUGUAGAUGAACUUGCAAAUUGGAUUCUUUGCGAGGUCAUUAGAUUUCCACUACUCUAAAUCAAAUGUAAGGAAUGAAUGCUUAUGUGAUGUUUCUGCACAAAUGUGAAGUAUGUCAGGCUUUGAAAGUUGAGAAGACAUUUAUCAGAAUGUUGUUUCCCAAUUUUACUUAUUUGUACAUCAGUUGCUUCCACACUCCGUUGUCGUGGAAGGAGAUGAAGUGUAAAUAAGUUGUUUUUUUUCCCGUGCAUGAUAAAAGCAUUCCUCUUACACCUUUUUAAAGAAUUGACCAUUACUUUUACUGUAGACAGGCAUUCUGCGUUCUUGUCUUUUUUGCCUUUACACAUUACUGGAUUCUCUUUAUUUGAAAUUUGCUUUUGAAGUGAAGAAAAGGUAUUGGGUGUAAUAGUGAAUGAAAUGGUGACAUAAAACAUUCUAGAUUGUAUUUCGUUAAUAUAAUUGCUCAAAUUUAUUUUUCACCCUUCAGUUCUUUGACUUAUUUUAAAAGUCUGUCUCUCUAUAUAUGAUUUCAUUUGAAAUUCUAAGUUAAUUUGUUUUGUUUUGUUUUUGUAACAAAUGGCUACACCUGAAAUUUUUGCAGUAUAUAUACUAUUGUUUGAGUGGUAAAGUUAAUAUAGGCCUAUAUAUGCUCUGUGUACCUGGGUGUUUCAAGAUUUAUGUCCUUCAUUGCUAUUGUCUUGUGAAUUGUGGUAAACAUUUUCAACAUUUUGUCUCUUGUUACAUAGGACAGAAAUAUUAAUUAUAGUUUGAUUUACAGCCCUAUGACUUCAGAAAACCAUUUUUGCCAACAACAACAAAAUUGUGUGUUCAUUAUUUUUUCAAAUAAAAUCAUUGCAAAAGUAGACAGGUGGUGCGUACAAAAAUGUAGGCUAUUUUGUUAGCAAAGUGAUAUGAAGAUGCACAUUGUCCUCAUCCAUGGCUAAUACUGGUUAAGACCUUGCUAGAUUCCAAGUAUUUUUUUUCUGUCAAGCAAACGUUACCUUACUGUGAUGUUGAAGGAUCUGACAAUAGUGUGCUAGAGCUAUAUCAGCACAGGCAGCUGGCCUUGUUGUGCGGAGCUGUUGUGAGAACUGGAUGCGUGAGAGAUUGUUCGGGAGCUCUGUGAACAAAAUUCUGUAAAUAAAUGUUGUCUGUAUCAU
This is a messenger RNA of Aplysia californica (California sea hare), 1860 nucleotides long. Its product is annotated as caltractin. Gene Ontology annotation, biological process: centriole replication; mitotic cell cycle. Gene Ontology annotation, cellular component: centriole; centrosome. The transcript has 5 exons. Bases 132 to 644 code for a protein of 170 amino acids. Gene Ontology annotation, molecular function: calcium ion binding. The record is from RefSeq and is a predicted model, not a curated record. Lineage: Eukaryota; Metazoa; Mollusca; Gastropoda; Aplysiida; Aplysiidae.